AUGGUCCAUAAGCUAGGGGUGUUACGGACUGUGGUACAAAGACUGAUACGAUACUACACGAUGAGUGACGCUACGAUUCCUCAGGCCGCGGCUGGUGAAGGAUCCAGACCUAAAACAGCCAAAGAGUUGGAAAAAGAGAAAAAAAAAGCUGAAAAGUUGGCCAAAUUCAACGCAAAAAAAGCCAAACAGGCUGAAGAUGCCAAGAAUAAACCUGCUGCCAAACCUAAGAAGGAGAAGAAGGUGGCCGAGCCUGUUCCAGAGUGGAACGAUACCACUGUAGCUGGAGAAAAAAAGGUUUUGGCUUCACUUGAUGAUGCUGCUUUCAAGGCAUACAAUCCGAAAAAUGUUGAGAGUUCAUGGUACAGCUGGUGGAACAAAAAGGACUUUUUCAAGCCCCAAUUGACAGAAAACGGCGAGAUUAAACCAGAAGGAGCGUUCACCAUCCCUGCUCCUCCUCCAAACGUCACUGGUGCUUUGCACAUUGGACAUGCUUUAACGGUCGCACUUCAAGAUACCUUGAUUAGAUACAAUAGAAUGAAGGGAAAAACGACUCUUUUCAUCCCUGGGUUUGACCACGCUGGUAUUGCCACCCAAUCGGUUGUGGAGAAGCAAUUGUGGGCUAAUGAGAAGAAAACCAGACAUGAUUUCGGACGUGAAAAAUUUGUGGAAAAAGUGUGGGAUUGGAAAGAAAUUUAUCACCAGCGUAUAAAAGACCAAUUCAAGAGAUUGGGUGCCAGUUACGACUGGAGCCGUGAAGCGUUCACCAUGAGUCCGCAAUUGAGCGAGGCGGUGGUUGAAGCGUUCGUUAGACUUCAUGAAGACGGAACCAUCUAUCGUGCUUCGAGAUUGGUCAAUUGGUCUGUCAAAUUGAACACGGCUCUUUCCAACUUGGAAGUCGAUAACAAGUCCAUUCCCGGACGCACGUUGCUUUCCGUACCCAACUAUGACUCCAAGAUCGAGUUCGGUGUAUUGACUUCAUUUUCUUACCAGGUUGAAAAUUCCGACGAAAAAAUCACCGUCGCUACCACCCGUCCAGAAACCAUGUUUGGUGAUACGGGUAUUGCUGUUCAUCCCGACGAUCCUCGCUACAAACAUCUUCAUGGAAAGUAUGUUCUCCAUCCUUUCUUGGACCGCAGAAUUCCCAUUGUCACCGAUGCCGAAGCUGUAGAUAUGGAAUUUGGAACUGGUGCCGUCAAGAUCACGCCCGCUCACGACCAGAACGAUUAUGGUUGUGGUAAGAGAAAUAACCUUGAGUUCAUCAAUAUUUUCACUGACGAUGGUCUUUUGAACGAAAACUGUGGACCUGAAUGGGAAGGAACCAAACGGUUCGAUGCUAGAUACAAGGUGAUCGAAGCGUUGAAAGAAAAGGGUUUGUUUGAGGGCCAGAAAGAUAACGAGAUGACAAUUCCUAUCUGCUCUCGUUCUGGUGAUGUCAUUGAACCUAUCUUGAAACCACAAUGGUGGGUCAACCAGCAGGAAAUGGCCAAGGAUGCCAUCAAGGCUGUCAAGGACGGUGAGAUCACCAUCACUCCCAAAAAUUCAGAAGCUGAAUAUUUCCACUGGCUCGAAAAUAUCCAGGAUUGGUGUAUUUCCAGACAGUUGUGGUGGGGACACAGAUGUCCAGUCUACUAUAUCAAGGUCGAGGGAGAGACUGAGGACAGAUUGGACAACGAAAAAUGGGUUGCUGGAAGAACUUAUGAAGAGGCCUUGGAAAAAGCGAAAAAGAGAUGUCCAGAUUCCAAGUUUGAAUUGGAGCAGGAUGAAGAUGUUCUUGAUACCUGGUUCUCGUCUGGUUUAUGGCCACUUUCGACCCUUGGAUGGCCCCACAAUACCAGAGACAUGCAAUUGUUCAGUCCUUUAUCCAUGCUUGAAACUGGGUGGGACAUUUUGUUCUUCUGGGUGUCGAGAAUGAUCUUGUUGAGUUUGAAACUCACGGGAAAAGCACCAUUCAAGGAGGUUUUCUGCCACUCGUUGGUUAGAGACGCUCAGGGCCGUAAGAUGUCCAAAUCGUUGGGAAAUGUCAUUGAUCCAAUCGACGUAAUUACCGGUAUUCCAUUGCAGACUUUGCACGAUAAAUUAAGAACUGGAAACUUGGAUCCUCGUGAAUUGAAAAAGGCCGAGGAAGGCCAGAAGGCUUCAUAUCCUAAUGGUAUUCCUGAAUGUGGUACAGAUGCCUUGAGAUUUGCAUUGUGUGCUUACACCACUGGAGGAAGAGACAUCAAUUUGGAUAUUUUGAGAGUUGAAGGGUACCGUAAAUUUUGCAACAAGAUCUACCAGGCCACAAAAUUCGUGUUGGGCCGUCUUGGGGACGACUACAAGCCACCAGCAUCUUCCAAUUUGACCGGUAAGGAACUGUUGGUUGAAAAAUGGAUCUUGCACAAAUUGACCCACACCAAUAAAGCCAUGUCCGAAAGUUUGGAUAAACGGGAUUUCUUCGAGGCUACCAAUGCCAUCUACAAUUUCUGGUACGACUUGUGUGAUGUGUACAUCGAAAACUCCAAGUCGUUGAUUCAAGACGGAUCUCCAGAACAAAAGAAGUCAGCACAAGACACCCUCUACACAUGUAUCGACAGUGCCUUGAAAUUGAUCCACCCAUUCAUGCCUUUUGUCACCGAGGAAAUGUGGCAGAGACUCCCUCGUCGUGGUGGAGACUCUACCGAGUCGGUUAUGAUUGCCAAGUAUCCAGAAUACACCAGCGACUUUGACGAUGUCAAGAGUUUGCAAGCCUAUGAUUUGGUAUUGGAUAUCACCAAGGGUGCACGUUCGUUGUUGGCACAAUACAACAUUUUGAAGAACGGUCAAGUUUAUGUUGAAUCUUCUAACAAGGAAUCCUACACUAUAAUUUCUGAACAACUGGACUCGAUAGCUGCGUUGAUCAAAGGUGUAGAAAGUGUCAAGGUUGUGUCGAGCAGUGAAGAAAUUCCUAGUGGAUGUGCUUUGCAGUCGAUCAACACUGAAUGCUCAGUGCAUGUUCUUGUUAAGGGCCAAAUUGAUUUGGACUCGGAAAUCACAAAGGUGCAAAAGAAAUUGAACACCAUCAAGGACCUCGAAAAGAAGGCAUUGGAGGCUAUUGGCAAGUUUACGGAAAAAACCAAUGCGGAAGCCAGAGAAGCGGCACACAAGAAGGUGGAGAACUACAAGGCUGAAAUCGAGGGCUAUGAGCACACGAUUGAGGUUUUGGAGAAGUUGAAGUUGUGA
Messenger RNA from Meyerozyma guilliermondii ATCC 6260, 3198 nucleotides. It is a transcript of the gene VAS1, whose product is annotated as valine--tRNA ligase. Lineage: Eukaryota; Fungi; Ascomycota; Pichiomycetes; Serinales; Debaryomycetaceae. Gene Ontology annotation, biological process: valyl-tRNA aminoacylation. Gene Ontology annotation, cellular component: cytosol. Gene Ontology annotation, molecular function: ATP binding; valine-tRNA ligase activity; aminoacyl-tRNA deacylase activity. The coding region runs from base 1 to 3198 and encodes 1065 amino acids. The transcript has a single exon. The record is from RefSeq and is a predicted model, not a curated record.